This is a messenger RNA of Peromyscus eremicus (cactus mouse), 2826 nucleotides long. It is a transcript of the gene Hinfp, whose product is annotated as histone H4 transcription factor. The transcript has 10 exons. The coding region runs from base 327 to 1874 and encodes 515 amino acids. The record is from RefSeq and is a predicted model, not a curated record. Lineage: Eukaryota; Metazoa; Chordata; Mammalia; Rodentia; Cricetidae. Gene Ontology annotation, biological process: anatomical structure development; regulation of transcription by RNA polymerase II. Gene Ontology annotation, molecular function: DNA-binding transcription factor activity, RNA polymerase II-specific; RNA polymerase II cis-regulatory region sequence-specific DNA binding.
UAUGGUGUGAGGUGGGUGGGGCGCCGGUGGCGCCCGCCGGUGAGUGGGUCCCGCAGCUUUGGUGGCUUGGCGGCUCGGGCCUCUCUCUGUGGAGUCUGCGGCAGGCCAGGCUUCCUGGAGCGGCUUGGGAAGGCGUCCGAGCCGGCCCUUAGCCUCCGCGCUCUCGGUCUAGGGGUCGCUGCGGCUGGACUGGGUCAGCGCCACGCUUGACGCCGCUGAUUCCGGGAAGCCCUCCAGGCUGGGCGCUCCGGGACGGUCUCCUUCCUCCUCGGAGUUGUAGCCAUCCUCUGAAGCUUGGCUCGGGCCUCACCGCCUAGAUAAAAGCCAUGUCACCUCCUGGAAAAGUUCCCCGGAAAGAGAACCUGGGGCUCCAGUGUGAAUGGGGGUCCUGCUCCUUUGUGUGUUCAGCCAUGGAGGAGUUCUUUGAGCAUGUCACUCAGCAUCUGCAGCAGCACAUGCAUGGCUCCAAGGAGGAAGAAGAAGAAGAAGAAGAGGACCCACUCGAGGAAGAAUUCUCCUGCUUGUGGCAGGAGUGUGGCUUUUGCUCUCUGGACAGUUCUGCCGACCUCAUCCGCCACGUCUACUUCCACUGCUACCACACCAAGCUGAAACAGUGGGGGCUGCAGGCCUUGCAAAGCCAAGCCGACCUCAGCCCCUGCAUCCUGGACUUCCAGAGCCGGAACGUCAUCCCUGACAUCCCUGACCACUUCCUGUGUCUGUGGGAACACUGUGAGAGUACCUUCGACAAUCCUGAGUGGUUCUAUCGGCACGUGGAUGCGCACAGCCUGUGCUGUGAAUACCAAGCAGUCAGCAAGGACAACCACGUGGUGCUGUGUGGCUGGAGAGGCUGUACCUGUACCUUCAAGGACCGGUGUAAGCUCCGAGAGCAUCUCCGCAGCCAUACCCAGGAGAAGGUGGUGGCCUGCCCUACCUGUGGGGGCAUGUUUGCCAACAACACCAAGUUCCUAGACCACAUCCGGCGCCAGACCUCCCUGGACCAGCAGCGUUUCCAGUGCUCUCACUGUUCCAAGAGAUUUGCCACAGAGAGGCUGUUGCGGGACCACAUGCGGAAUCAUGUGAAUCACUAUAAAUGCCCUUUGUGUGACAUGACCUGCCCACUGCCUUCCUCCCUCCGAAAUCACAUGCGCUUUCGACACAGUGACGACCGGCCCUUUAAAUGUGAUUGUUGUGACUACAGCUGCAAGAAUCUGAUUGACCUCCGGAAGCACCUGGACACCCACAGCAAGGAGUCAGCCUACAGGUGUGACUUUGAGAACUGCAGCUUCAGUGCCCGCUCCCUCAGCUCCGUCAAGUCCCAUCACCGCAAAGUGCAUGAGGGAGACUCAGAGCCAAGGUACAAAUGUCAUGUCUGUGACAAAUGCUUUACACGUGGCAACAACCUGACUGUGCACCUUCGCAAGAAACACCAGUUCAAGUGGCCCUCAGGACACCCUCGUUUUCGGUACAAGGAGCAUGAAGAUGGGUACAUGCGGCUACAGCUCGUUCGCUAUGAGAGUGUGGAGCUGACACAGCAGCUUCUCCAGCAGCUCCACGAGGGAUCAGACCCAGGAGGGCCACUGAAUGAGAGCAGCCUGCAAGGCAUCGUUCUGGAAACAGUGCUAGGGGGGCCGGGACCUGAGGAAGAGAUGGAAGAGGAAGACAGGGAUGAGGGGACAGCCGUCUCGGCUUCUCAGGACAACCCCAGCUCUGCCAUCCAUAUGGUCAAUCAGACAGACAGCCAAGGCCAGCGAGAAAUUGUCUACUAUGUGCUGUCUGAAGCCCCAGGAGAGCCCCUGCCAGUCCCUGAGCUACCCUUGAGAGAGAUGGAAAAGCUUCAAGGAAUACCUGAGCAGCCAGAGGUUCGGAUGGUAUGAGGCUGGAGAGCCUGACCACUCCUGCAGACCCUGGAGUUUGAGCCAGGCAGGUAGCAGUGCCCCUGAUGGGCAGCCUUUAUUUUUGGAUGCCUUUGAAAGUGGUGCCGGGAACAGUGUGUUCCCCUCUGACUCAGGCAGCAUCAUUCCACAGACUCUGUAAUUCCCUCCCCGCUACUGUUCUUUAUGGGGAACCUGAGGAGUUGGACUCAUUGAGGAAAUCCUACAUGUAUGUUCUCAGUAGAGGAGGAGCUGUUACCAGGGUUAAGCAUACUCCCUUGGCAUGCUAGACAGUGGGUAAAAUGAGUCCACAUCCAUUCCUGUCUUUAGGGGUCCAUUGGCCCAGGGAUGAUGAGUUCCUUAUGGGAGCCAUUUUCUCACUAUAAGUUAAGCAUUGAGAACAGGUUUCAUUUCUCUCAAGGUUUCCUUUACAUUCUGGGGACACUUGUGGUUAUCUUCAGGGACAAGAUUGGAGACACUGUAUAUGUAUGACAGUUGUUUUUUGGUAAUAAAAAACCACUUGGGGUUGUUACUUAUUUCUCAAAUUUGGUGGCAGUUAGCUAGGUAACAGAGAUACAGCUGUCUAGAAGUGGGGCUGAAUAAUUAGGCUUGCCCCUUUAUUGCCCAAGAUGGUUUCUUUAACUGUCGUGUACCCAUUGCGGAGUCUGUCCAUUGCUUCCAGGGCAUCUACCAGCGUUGUGGAAGGUGACCUCAAGUACUUGUCCAUGAGUGAAUACUGGCAGUGUCACAGAAUGGAGAUGAAUGACAGGACUACUCCUCAGUCCUAAUUAGAACUCUGUGCCUCUAGGGUAGCUUGGAGUACUGAGACUGCAAAGGAAUCUGUAGAGGUGGGUUGGGAGGUCACCCAGAGAAUCCCAAGUACUCAAGGGCCAGAAAUCAAGCUAGAAAAUUGUGUCUAAUACGUUUUCCUAAAGAGUGGAUCUAUUUUUCAUUG